CCGUAACUUUCCACAAUUUAGGUUGAAAAUGUCUCCACCAAUCACGAAAAGGAAUACAUGUAUGCUAAUAAGCUCUCCCAGCAGUGUGUAAUCGUUGAAUGUGACAGAAUUUCCGUGCAGGUUUACCUCCAUUUUGGGCCGAUUUUCGAGUUUAAGCAAUCAGACCGGCACAGAAUUCAUACAUCGCUACAAGAGGAGGAACCUGGGAUCCUUCUGGAUCUACGAAGAGAGGCGAUAAAGACUGUCGGAUGUGGAGACCGCCCAGAAGGCUGGAACUGUGAAAGUAUUGAUGUUUUACUGACGACAUCGUGCCACAGAACAGCUGCUUCUACCUGACAACAUCUGCAGUUGGAAUCAAGGUGAAACCAAGGCUUGUGAUGCUGUGACGAGCAACAAAAAUGGCGCAAGUGGGAGGAGGAUUCGGAGGCCAAGGCCAGUGGGCCAUCACAGUGGAGGAGAGGGCCAAGCAUGAUGCACAGUUCUAUGGGCUCAAACCUGUCAAUGGUUUCAUCACAGGUGGUCAAGCCAAGGAUUUCUUCUUGCAGUCCCAGCUUCCACCACCGGUGUUGGCCCAGAUAUGGAGCCUAGCAGAUAUGAACCAGGAUGGCCGGAUGGACAAGCACGAAUUCUCCAUUGCCAUGAAACUCAUCCAGAUGAAGUUGAAAGGUUUUGAACUCCCCAAAGUUCUCCCCGCCAGCUUGAAAGGACCCCCCACCCCAGUCAUGGGAUCUUUCCCAUCCCCAGCCAUGAGCAUACCCAGCUCUCAGCCAGUGAUUGCCUCAGUCUCCCAGGGCAUGGUGGGAUAUGGCACGCUGCCACCCCCUGUGGCCAAUGGUGGCAUGGGCAUGAUGAGGUCAAUGACCCCUGGUCCAACCAUGAGUGGAAGCCAGACUCUUCCCAAGUCAGCUAUGCCUCUCCAGCGCUCUUCAUCGUUUGGCUCGCAGGAGUUAUCCACGUCGCCAACCCGCGCACGGGCUGGAUCUCUCACUGCGGACUGGGCCAUACCGACCCAGUCCAAACUCAAGUACAACCAAUUCUUCAACAGCCACGACAGGUCUAGAACAGGCUUUAUAACAGGUGCACAGGCCAAGAAUAUACUUCUACAGACUGGUCUACCACAGGGAGCACUAGCACAAAUUUGGCAAUUAUCAGAUGUUGACAACGAUGGAAAGCUGACACAGGAAGAGUUUGUCCUGGCCAUGCACCUGACAGAUGUCGCAAAGGCUGGCCCUCUGCCGGGAACACUGCCGCAGGAGCUCGUGCCCCCGUCGUACCGCCGCGUGCGCUCAGGAAGCCAGACAGGUAGGAAGGACGCCCAGUUUGCCUCGCUUGUGUCCCCGCGUGGGUGGGGUAGCCUGCGGUCCCCAGGUCCCACAGGAAUGAUGCAGCCCCCUGUGGGUAUAGGUGUGGCCCAGCUCAUCACACAGCCCAGUCUGGACGGGCAGUCAGGGGCAGGCAGUGAAGAUGAAGCAGACAAGAAACAGAUCCCUCCUGUGUCAUAUGAGGAUAAGAAAAGAGAGAACUUUGAACUGGGCCAACAGAUUUUGGAACAGAAAAGACAAGCACUCCUGGAGCAAGAAAGGAAGGAAAAGGAAAGAAGAGUUGCAGAAGAAAGAGCAGAACACGAAAGAAGAGAGAGAGAAAGACUGGAGCAAGAGCGCAGAAGACAGAUGGAGAUAGAAAAACAGCUGGCUAAGCAGAGAGAGAUAGAGAUGGAAAGAGAAGAGCAAAGGAGGAAAGCUGAAGAACAAAGAGAGGCGGCCAAACGUGAACUAGAGCGUCAGCGUCAGUUAGAGUUGGAGCGUCAGAAGAAGCAAGCUCUGGAGAACCAGCGGGUCAAGUUACAGGAGGAAGUGUGUAAGAUCAAGGCACACAAGAACAAAGUGGUGUACGAGUGGCAGACUGUGACUGAAAAGAGAGACAGACUACAAAAGACUCUGGAGGAAUCUAACCGAGGCAUCUCCGAGCACAAGGAUGCCAUCAUGCAACUUAGCCAGACCCUCAUCUCACGGACAUCUAAGGUGGAAACAAUGCAGCAUGAACUGGAGGAAUACAAGCAAAGACUAGAAGCCCUGAAGAGAGAAAAGGAAGACUUGAAUAAUAAAUUGAGUGGGACCAAAGCGGGAACAUCAAACAUACUGGACUCCCAGGCCCAGGUGAGGUUCAGCUACAACAACAAGCAGGUGCUGCUACAGAAAGAACGUACAGAAUGGGAUAAACUGGAAGCUGAGCUUACGGAAAAGACGAAAGAACUGGAACAGACUCAAGGACUUCUUAAGCAAUUAAAAGACGGAAUGGGAACAACAAAUCGAGAGAUCCAGAGACUGCAGAUGAAGGGUCAGCAGUACAACGUGGAGGCGGCAGCACGAGCACACCGGGAGGAGGAGGAGAAGAAGAAGAUGGAGGAGGUAGAACGGGCAAAACGUGCCGCAGAGGAGAUCCAGAGACUACGGGACCAAGAAUCCAAGACGAAAACUCCGCCUCCCCGGCCUGCUGCGCCACCCAAACCAGCCGCCCCCGCGGCCCCGCCAAAGAGACCACCUGCUCCAAAAAUCGAGACAGAGUGGCCCGCUGACCACGACCCUUUCGCCAACAUGGCUGACCAGACUGACCCAUUCGCCAACGAUAAAGAUGCCUUUGCCGAAGACCCAUUCAAAAAUACAGAAGACCCUUUCAAAACUGCCGAAGACCCUUUUCAAAGUACCACAACUCCAGAGGAUCCGUUUAAAACGUCUGAGGCAGAUGAUCCAUUCAAAACAGCCGAAGCAGAUGAUCCGUUUAAAUCCACCCAGGCGCCAGUAGAAAAUGGUGAUGACUUCUUUGCGCAAGCAUUCAAAUCCCAAAUGAAUGCUUUUCAAUCAGCGGCAAGCUUGCAGAAGAAACCAGUAGAAAAAAAUUCAGAUUUCUUUGCCACUGAUGCUUUUGCAGGUGGCUUUGAUGCUUUCCAACCAACAAGUAUUACCCCAGAGCCUGCUGCCAAAACAGACAACGAGGAGUUGUCUAUGGAGCCUUUGAGAAUAGUGGAACCAAUAGACAAUAUUCCCUCUUCAGUAGAGCAGCCUCCAGAAAUGGGUCUGGAAAUGGAAUCAGUCACUCAUCCUGCUCUGAACUUUGGAGGUCCAUUGUCGCCAAAGGAGGGGGGCGGGAAGCUGUUGCGGUACCAGGCUAUCUAUAACUUUGAGGCGAGGAAUGAUGAUGAGAUGUCACUACAACGUGGAGACAUUGUCUUGAUCCCAGAAGUCCAGGAGGACGCAGAGCCCGGCUGGUUAGGUGGUGAGUGCAAAGGGCGGACUGGCUGGUUCCCAGCUAACUAUGUGGAAAGACUCCCCUCUGAGGAUGGUGAUGUGGAGAGGCCACUCAGCCGCAUCUCUGAAGAUGUGGCCGAAGUGGAACCAGAAGACACCUCCAACCAGAUGACGAGUCUUGGUGUGUCCCAGCCUGAGGCAGAGGCACCCUCACCAACCCCUGGGCAGGGACAGGCUGCACCUGAGGGACUGCAGGCACAAGCCCUGUACCCCUGGAGAGCCAAGAAGGAUAAUCACCUCAGCUUCAACAAGAACGACAUCAUUACAAUCAAGGAGCAAGCAGAAAUGUGGUGGUCAGGAGAGCUGGAUGGCAAGGUGGGCUGGUUCCCAAAGUCCUAUGUCAAGCUCAUCUCUGCCCCUGCAAAGAAAGCUAGCCCUGGUUCACAAGCAUCCACCCCGCUGGGACAGGCCCCGACCCCUCCGCCGCAGGAGGCCAAACCUACAGCACAACCAGCAGGAACAGAAUGUGUUGCGUUGUACACAUACACAUCAGCGGAGCCUGGAGACCUGACCUUCAUGGUGGGUGAAGUCAUCCUGGUCACCAAGCAGGAGGGAGACUGGUGGGAGGGGAGCGUAGGGGACCGGUCAGGCAUCUUUCCUGCAAACUAUGUUAGGUUGAAGGAGGAGCAAGACAUACCUACAAUCACGACUUCUGGUGAUGGGCAAAAGGACUUAGCCCAGGACAUAGCACAGGACAUAGCACUGGACACAAUGGCUACUGAGGAUGAAUGGGAGAAAUUGAGAGAAAUGGAGGAGAUGGGUGUACCUUUCGAGGAGGUGACUCAGCAGCAGCCUCCACCAAAGCAACCCAUGGAAGACAAUAUUACCUCCACAAGAUCAACAAAGAGACCAGAGAUAGCCCAGGUUAUAGCUGCGUACCAGGCACAGGGAGACGAACAACUGUCCCUGUCCCCGGGGCAGUUCAUCAAGGUGAAGAAGAAGAACGGCUCUGGAUGGUGGGAGGGUGAACUACAGGCUCGAGGACAGAAGCGGCAGGUCGGCUGGUUCCCUGCCAACUAUGUCAAGCUGCUGGGUGCAGGUGGAAGUGGGAAGUCCACCCCCACAGAUUCCAUCAAGUCUGCGUCCCCCCUCACCGUGUCAACUACCCCCACCAUGUCUGCUGUGCAAGAGGAAAGUGUACCAAUUGCUACAACCUCAGCAUCACCUGCACCAGCAGCAGCUACAAGUUUUGAUGUGACAGCCAUGUACGACUACAAUGCAGGCCAAGACGACGAACUCUCCUUCAAGGCAGGCCAGACAAUAACUGUCAUAGCAAAGGAGGAUGCUGAUUGGUGGAAAGGCACAGUGGAGGGCCGAACUGGGCUGUUUCCAUCCAAUUACGUCCGUCCUCUCUCUGACAGCAGUCAGCAAUGGGCAGCUGAUCUGAACGUGUUUGAGCCGAUGACACCCAUGGAGAGACAACGUCAGGGUCAGAUCCACGAACUCAUCACCACUGAGCAAACCUAUGUGGAUGACCUGGCUCUGGUCAUCGAGGUUUACAUGAAACCCAUGAGGGAAGAAGGCAUCCUGACCCAACAGGAGCUCAAUACUCUCUUCAUUAAUAUACAGGAGGUCAAGACAUGCAAUAGCAAGUUCAACAAGGCUCUUAGAGUUAGGAAAAAGAUGAGUGGAGAAGGGAAAGUGAUCCACAUGAUUGGUGACAUCCUCUGUGAGCAGCUCCCCCACAUGACGUCGUACAUCCGGUACUGCAGCUGCCAGCUCAAUGCCAGCACCUUCCUGCAGGACAAGCACCAGAACGACCCCGAGUUCAAGGAGUUCUGUCGGAUAGGAACCCAGGACACCAGGACAAAAGGCAUGCCACUCAGUAGUUUUCUCCUCAAACCCAUGCAGAGAGUCACCAAGUACCCACUCAUGCUUACCAAGAUCCUUAACAACACGCCUGAAACGCACCCAGACCACAUCAAUGUGAAGACGGCUCUGGAACGUGCAGAGGAGCUCUGUACACAGGUUAACGAGGGCGUACGGGAGAAGGAGAACUCUGACCGACUGGAGUGGCUCCAGUCCCACGUAAACUGUGACGGGCUGCCGGAACAGCUCAUCUUCAACUCUCUCACCAACUGUCUGGGACCCAGGAAGUUCCUACAUUCAGGAACACUCUUCAAGGUGAAAAGCAACAAGGAACUCCAAGCCUUCCUCUUCAAUGACUUUCUGCUCCUGACCACUUGUUCUAAAUCUGUCAGUGGGGCUCUGUUCAACAGCAAGGCUGACAUCACAUACAAAAUGUACAGACAGCCAAUCUUCCUCAAUGAAGUUAUUGUCAAGCUUCCCACGGACAAAGAAGAUGCAGAUGAGCCAGUAUUUUUCUUGAACCAUGUGGACAAGGUGUACCAGUUUAGGACAGAAAAGGCCAGUGAAAGAAACCAGUGGAUGAAGAUAAUGGAGUCUGCCUCCCAACAGUACAUAGAGACAGAGAGGAAGAAAAGAGAGAAGGCUCAUCAAGCACGCAUGCUCCGUUCUACGGGCGUGGGCCGACUUCUUGUAGUGAUACAGGAGGGACACCGCCUGCAACCCUGCAACUCCAAUGGCCGUAGUGACCCUUACUGUGAGGUGAGCAUGGGAGUACAGGAGCACAAGACCAAGGUGAUCCCCGGCACCCUCAACCCCAAGUGGAACUCCUCCAUGCAGUUCUUUGUGUAUGAUAUUGAGCAGGAUGUGCUGUGCAUUACUGUGUUUGACAGGGACUUCUUCUCACCAAACGACUUCCUUGGCAGGACGGAGAUCCGAGUUGCAGACAUCUUGAAGGAGAGGACGGAGGGGAAGGGACCUCUGGUCAAGAAACUGGUGCUUCACGAGGUCCCCACAGGCGAGGUACAGGUCAAACUGGACCUGCAGCUGUAUGACAGGAGCACAAAUACAAUGGUGCUCUCAUAGUUUAGACAUGUACUAAUCCCAGAACAGAUGUAAUACAUGUAAUUUCUCUCAUUACUAUGUAAAAUCAUGGGAGUUAAAUGCCGUGAAUGUACCAUGUUAGCUUUCAUCCCAAAAUGGAUAUGCAUGAUUGUACAACAAAAUUUCCUGGCUUUCUUUCUUCAGGGAGUGCAGAAUAGACCAGUUUGGGUGCAUCCCAAGACCUGUCUAUCAGACUUGCAUAGUUUGAGUGAUAUUUCUCGAAUCAACCAUAGUCAUGUCACUGUGUACAAGCCGGCAUAGGUACAUGUAUAUGUAACUGAUAGGUUGCCUCAGUAAAAUACAGUGAAUGUACAUGUACCUUGUCAGGUUUUAGCCAAAAUAUACAACAAAAUUUCCUGGCUUUCUUUCUUCAGGGAGUGCAGAAUAGACCAGUUUGGGAUACAUCCCAAACCCUUUAGAUCAAACCAUAGGUUUUUAAGUCGGGUCGCUGUGUACAAGAUGGCGAGGUACCUGAUAGGUUGCCUCUGUAGUAUCUUACUGGUGCAUGACUGAUAGGCCAGCUGAUUUUAUCAUCAAGAAUAACAUUAAAAAGAUUGACACAUGUUCUAAAAUUAAUGUAAGAUAAGCAAAUGGCUGCUCGUGUACACUGUGGAAACAUCUAGAUAGUGGGGUUUGUGGAGUUUCUUAAUAGCAAUGUACAGAUGAACUUGUAUAUAACAUGCAGUAAUCAAUGUAUAAACAAUAUUGGACAUUGCAAAUGCCGAGAAAGCAAAAAUUUGUCUUCUUGUUACUCAAAGAUUUUAACCAUUAUUAAUAUGAUAUGAAUCAUUCAAGUUUUGUUGUUGCUUGUGAUUACAAACAUAACUACUAGUGAUACUCAAUCAGAGACAACCAAGUCCUUGUAUUGUAUGAUUUAGAAUGGUAAAGACACCAUAUUCAGGAGAAAACAGUGAAUUCCAUAGAUUCAAAACCAUUCCAUACAUGUUACUAAAACAAACAUGUAGCAUCAUGUAAACCAUCUAAACAUAGAUUAGAGAGUUUGUCUCAAAAAGCAUGAAAUUACGAACACCCUUUCCUAUAGGAAAUAUUUUACAUGUAUCUAUACCUUAGAUAUAGACUUGCUGUUCACAUGGGAUCAAAGGCAAAAAAAUCACUCUUGUUCAGCUGAGUUUGCAGAAACAAAAUAUGCUGUCCCUUUAUCCACAUCUGUAAGUAUCUUUUUCACGAGUUUUUUUUUUCUGUUUUGAAUAUGCAGUUGCUACUUUGCUGGCACAAAAUGUUUUUCUUUGAAGCAUAUUGAGCGGGUCAAGGGAGGGGUUUCCUCAGAGAGAGCGACAACGCCCUGCCAUGAGACCAGAUGAGCUUUAUGAGAUUAUUGACAAUGAUAUUAAUACAUGUGCUGAAUACAUUCAAUUUAUACAUUAUCAUGUAAAGAUGUCUAACAUCAUAUACACUGACUAAAAUUCCAGCUUAUUAAAUAAUAGUUUGAAGACAUUGUGCCAUUAUGAUAGAGCAUUAAGAUUCAAGGAGUGGAAAGUAUGGCAACUCUGUAUUGUUUUACAUGCUGUGUUACAUGAUCAUAUGAGAUUGAAGUUGGUUUCUUUACUUUUCACUUCAUAAAUAGCAAUUACAAUGUACAUGUCUGUGUCUUUCUAAAAGAACGUGACUUGUUUUUUUAGCUUUACUUUCAAGCAGACUUCUAAUUUGUGAAAUAUUGUGUAAUCUAUGAUUAAAUUGUUGUCCAGAUCAAUUUGUUGCAAAUUAGGUUAAUUGCCUACAAGAGCUUAUCCCUAGAAGUAAUCUAGAUUGUCAAUGUUACAUUGAUUUUGAUUGUAAAUGUUACAUUAAUUCUGUAUUAGAGAUAGCCAGUUGAUAUAAGCGCUUCAUAUACUCCAAACUUAAUCACAUUACAUGUACAUCAGCUUUAUUUACCUGAAAUUAAUAUUAACAGUAGACCAGAUUUGAAAAAGAUAUCAUUGUAGCUUUUGCCAUUUUAUGCCUGUAUUUAUCCAAUAUAAGAUUGAUAAAAUGUUUGCAUGGAAAGAAAGACAUUGUCUAAUGUAAUGUGUUACAAAGACCAGGAGUCUAAGAAAACACAUUACUAUGGAACUUCUCACUGUGUAAUAAUAUUAAUGACAAUCAUUGACAAAUGUAUAUAAAGGUAAUAAUGCAUGGGAUGAUUAAAUCAUAAUUUGUGGUCAUCUGCUGUCUGAUAUAAUUUCUGCAGUAUUAUAUCAAAGUUGGAGCUGUUAUGUUUCCAAUAGGCAGUUAAUGCAAACUUGAACUGAUGAAGUCAUUAAGGUUUAAAUUGUGGUAGAAUUUCCAUUACUGAAAGAUUGGUCAAAUCUGGAGUGUCAAACAAAUAUCGAAAAUUAGAUACAUGUAUGUCUAUUAUAUGACCAUGACUCUAUAGAAAUUGUACAUUAUGAGCAUACCACUAUAAGGAAGAAAUCGUGUGUCUGACUGUUUUUUUUUUUAAAGAAACCUAAUGUUCAAUAACAAGUCGUAAUGGUGGGCAGCCAAUGUGACUUUCCAGAUUUACAUUGUAACCAGUCUGUUGUUUGUUUUGGCCACGUCUUCAGGAAUAUUGCGUUAUUAAGAUGCCAUCAUUAUGCAACCUUCCUGCUAAACAAAACACAUAGGGUUAAAGCCAUUAUGAUAAAACAUGCUUGUUCCAGUACAGGUGUUAGUGUCUUAUGAUUUUCUUUAACAGGUUACUCACACAUCUUACAUUAUAUUACAUUGCAGAUCACUAGAUUUGUUAUUCUCUAGUUUUAAACAGAAUGAAUAGAAUUGGUUUGGAUUCCUUUGUGCAAAUACAAUGUCUUGUCUAGUGCUAAUUAGGGCAUGUGCAGCUCUUCUAAACUUAAACUUUACUAAUUUUAUCAGAAGUUUUGAAAUGAGUCUCUGCCUAAUGUUGUGAACUUGUGAAUUACUUUCCUCAAUGACAUCAUAUUUCAGACUUACUUUAUCAGUUGCUGUUUUGCUUAUAACUUUGAUUUAUAAUAUGAGUUUAAACUGUGUCAAGAAAAUCAAGGUGUAAAAUAACCUUUAUGUGUGUCUUGCAGUGCAAUGACUGAGAUUGAUAAUAAAGCAGGAUUCUAAUACA
Messenger RNA from Branchiostoma floridae (Florida lancelet), 9285 nucleotides. Its product is annotated as intersectin-1-like. Gene Ontology annotation, biological process: positive regulation of Rho protein signal transduction. Lineage: Eukaryota; Metazoa; Chordata; Leptocardii; Amphioxiformes; Branchiostomatidae. The record is from RefSeq and is a predicted model, not a curated record. Bases 399 to 6197 code for a protein of 1932 amino acids. Gene Ontology annotation, molecular function: calcium ion binding; guanyl-nucleotide exchange factor activity; protein binding. The transcript is spliced from 54 exons.